Penicillium longicatenatum is the source of this 960-nucleotide messenger RNA. Its product is annotated as PQ-loop repeat-containing protein. Lineage: Eukaryota; Fungi; Ascomycota; Eurotiomycetes; Eurotiales; Aspergillaceae. Gene Ontology annotation, cellular component: fungal-type vacuole membrane. Gene Ontology annotation, biological process: basic amino acid transmembrane export from vacuole. The record is from RefSeq and is a predicted model, not a curated record. The transcript has 5 exons. The coding region runs from base 1 to 960 and encodes 319 amino acids.
AUGAUGCUAGAGAACGCCAUACCUCUUACGCCCUCCGAGGCGGCGUCCGGGCUUCUAGGCUCGAUAUCUAUGACUUGUUGGAUUUUCUUGUUGGUUCCUCAACUAAUUGAAAACUACCGCAAUGGCAACGCGGAAGCAAUUUCCUUUCUUUUCGUCCUAGUCUGGUUCAUCGGCGAUAUCGCAAACCUCCUCGGCGGCUUACUAGCAGGUCUAGUACCCGUCAUCAUCGCAAUUGCCGUGUACUUCUGCAUCGCAGACGGUGUUCUGAUUUCACAAUGCCUAUACUAUAAAGCGCGGAACUCCCGCCUCGAGUCCGUGCACCGGCGCCGGCGCUCCUCAACUGAAACGCUUGAUCCCACGACACCGCUCCUUGGUCGCCGAUUUAGCGAUUCGCUGGAGAAUCCCCAUAGGCGGCGGCGAUCGUCGGGUUCUUGCCGUGAUUAUCAGGGUGCUGGGCGCCGGGAGAGCCAGGUUGAGGAUCCGUUGGCGAAGAUCGUGGAAGAGAGUGAGUAUGGGCGGAAAGCCUGGCUCAAGAAUUGUGUUAGUGUUUUGGGCAUUUUCGUCGUCGGUAUGGCUGGUUGGACGAUUGCUUGGCAAACUGGAAUGUGGACGCCGGCGCCGGCGCCGCAAGCGCAUGCGGAUGCGGCGGACAUGGCUGUUGGUGGGCAAGUGUUGGGAUAUUUUAGUUCUGUUUGUUAUCUGGGAGCGAGAUUGCCUCAGAUCUACAAGAACUACAGCGACAAGUCUUGUGAAGGCUUGUCACUUCUAUUUUUCAUCCUUUCUCUACUGGGUAACCUGACCUACGGCGCUGGGAUUCUGGCUCACUCCAUGGAGCGAGAAUAUGUUAUAACCAACCUGCCCUGGUUGAUCGGAUCUUUGGGAACCAUGGCCGAAGAUGUGGUUAUCUUUUGCCAAUUCCGCAUCUAUGCUGCACAGGAGCCUCUGUUGGCGGUAUCUUGA